Messenger RNA from Ostreococcus lucimarinus CCE9901, 2298 nucleotides. RefSeq lists its product with no specific name. The transcript has a single exon. Gene Ontology annotation, biological process: glycogen biosynthetic process. The record is from RefSeq and is a predicted model, not a curated record. The coding region runs from base 1 to 2298 and encodes 765 amino acids. NCBI's taxonomy places the organism in Eukaryota, Viridiplantae, Chlorophyta, Mamiellophyceae, Mamiellales, Bathycoccaceae. Gene Ontology annotation, molecular function: 1,4-alpha-glucan branching enzyme activity; hydrolase activity, hydrolyzing O-glycosyl compounds.
AUGACGACGGUGGUGAAGACGACGACGCGGACGCCGCCGAAGCCGCCGGCGGCGGUGCGAGGCGUGUGCGAAACGCCGACGCGCGGGAACGCGCAGGCGCUGGGAGCGACGCGCGUGAGAGGAGAUAAGGAUGACAGUGUGAAUUUUGCGGUGUUUUCGUCGUCGGCGACGGCGGUGAGUUUGGUGUUGUGGACGCCCGAGGCGUUGGCGAAGGGCGAGAUUACCGCCGAGAUUGAGCUCGACGAUAGAGUCAAUAAGACUGGGAGCGUGUGGCACGUCGCGCUGCCGAAGUGUGCGGAGAACGUGCUUUAUGGGUACAGAGUCGAUGGGCCGUACGAACCCGAGAAAGGGCACAGAUUCGAUCGCAGUAAGGUUUUGCUCGAUCCGUACGCCAAGGCGACGGUGAGUCGACCUCGGUACGGCGAACUGGGUAAGAAGGCGGACGGGAGCGAAGAUUGCUGGCCGCAAUACGCGGGUGCGGUGCCGAAAAAGAAUAAAAAGGACGAUCGAGAAGAUUUUGACUGGCAAGGCGUGACUUCGCCGAAUCGUCCGAUGAGCGACCUCGUCGUGUACGAGGCGCACGUUCGAGGGAUGACGGCGGAUUUGAAAACCAAGGCGCAACCCGGUACAUACGCCGCGCUCGUGGAGACGUUGCCGUACUUGAAGACACUGGGAGUGAAUGCUAUUGAGCUCAUGCCUUGCCAUGAAUUCAAUGAGUUGGAAUAUCACAGCGUGAACCCAGCCACGGGGGAAUUUCGAAGAAACUUUUGGGGAUACAGCACCGUCAACUUUUUCAGUCCGAUGACUCGAUACGCCGAGGCUGGUGACAAAGAUUGCGGUCGCGCGGCGGCUCAAGAGUUCAAGUACAUGGUACGAGAGGCACAUCGAGCCGGCAUUGAGGUCAUCAUGGAUGUGGUCUUCAAUCACACGGCUGAAGGGAACGAGGAAGGUUUGACACUCUCGUUCCGAGGCUUGGACAAUCGCGUGUAUUACAUGGUCGCCCCGGAGGGGCAGUUCUACAACUACAGCGGAUGCGGUAACACAAUGAAUUGCAACCACGCAGUGGUGCGCGAAUUUAUCGUCGAAUGCUUGCGCUACUGGGUGCUCGAAUAUCACAUCGAUGGCUUCAGAUUUGACUUGGCGAGUAUUCUCACGCGCGCCUCAAGCGAGUGGGAUCGCGCAAACAUUUUUGGCGAAUCAACGGCAGAGACACCGAUGUUAGAAGAGGUGGCGAUUGGAACUCCGCUUCAAGACCCACCGUUAAUCGAUGCCGUUAGCAAUGAUCCCGUGUUGGCCGGGACGAAGCUGAUCGCCGAGGCGUGGGAUGCCGGCGGAUUGUAUCAAGUCGGUUCGUUCCCGCACUUUGGCGUGUGGUCUGAGUGGAACGGGAAGUUUCGUGAUGACGUGCGUAACUUCAUCAGAGGCGUUGAUGGUUACGCUGGUUUGUUUGCCGAACGUUUGUGUGGUAGCCCCGAGCUCUACGCCGAUGGUAGAACUCCCGCGGCGAGCAUCAACUUUGUCACCGCUCACGACGGUUUCACGUUGCGCGACUGCGUGACGUACAACGAGAAGAACAACAUCGCAAACGGAGAAGAGAACCGCGACGGGGAAGAGCACAACCAAUCAUGGAAUUGCGGUUUGACGUGCGAGGACGAUGGUGAGUCGUGCGAUCCUGAGAUUUGCUCGUUGCGAGAUCGACAAAUGAGAAACUUCAUGGUUGCACUAUUCGUCGCUCAGGGUGUGCCGAUGUUGUACAUGGGAGAUGAAUACGGACACACUAAGUGCGGUAACAACAACACGUAUUGUCACGAUAACUGGAUGAAUUGGGUUAAUUGGGACGAGGCAAACGAUCCACUCGCCGGCGAAGGACUUGCGAGAUUCGUCCGCCAACUCACCACGCUUCGCAAGGACAACAGUGCAUUCCGACUUCCAGCGUUUCCGACCGCCGAGAACAUUCAAUGGCACGGACAUAAACCUGAAGUUCCGCUCUGGGAGGAAGAUUCGCGAUUUGUGGCGUUCACUUUGCAGGAUACCACGGAGUCACCAAAGUUUUACGUCGCCUUCAACGCGCACCACGAACCAGCCUUCGUGAAGCUUCCAACCCCUCCCGAGGGCCAGCGAUGGAAACUCGUUCUCGACACCGCAUUGGAGACACCGUUUGACUUCGUGUCCGGCGAUGAUGUCGCCGAGGCUGAUUUAUACACCGCGGAGGCUAUGAUUUUGCCUUCGCUUCGUCGUAACGCUUAUGUGUGCGUCGACCGCUCCGCUGUAAUCUUCCAAGCGGUUCCCAUCGAGUGA